AUGUUAUCUGUACGAAAAGUCUCUGGGCCUGAACAAACUGGCGGGCCCCGGCGGAGAGAAUCCCAGGAAACACGAUGGAACAAUCACGCCCCUGUCGACAAGGAUAAUUACAAGAGGGGCACAAUUUUUGGCUGGUUUUGUUUCAAGACGAGAUACGGUAUCGUCAUCGACAACACCACCGAACUUGAGGUCCUAAAGCUCGGCACUUCCGGAGGACGCGGACCGUUAUCGAAGCCCAUACAAGUCCGCGUGGAUUGCUUCGGUCUCAAGAAAGCAGAAGAUGCAGAAUACUACUGCUGGGACGAAGAGCUGGGCAGUAAGGUCGCGUGCACCCCAGAAAAAGGCGUCUAUGACAUAGAAGUAGGUUGCCCAUACCAACCCAAGACGGGCGCCUUUGGAAAUGUCUUAGACGUUAUUCCCCUCCCACAUGAUUCCCGUAUCGAAGUGUGCGGAGAGAUUAGGGAAGACGUCCUCAACGCGAUUCUUAAGAAGCGCAAUCGAAGACUUCUACAGAAACAAAGCACGAGCACCCCCAAAGACAUGUGGAUUGAGGAAUUGGAGGCACGACUGGACAAGGACAAGCACAGUCACCAAGAUAUAGACGACAAGGUCCGCCCAGAGAAGACGAAGCAGGAUCAGCAGCUCAGUCAAAAUCGCCAACAGGGUGCUCAGCUCCAUGACCAAGGCCUACAAGGACGAAGUGUCAAUGGAGGCUCCCGACGCCGAGCCCCCGACAGUGACACUACAAUGAGGACAGCCCCUACCAAGCGCGCAAAGACCGAUACCAGCAUGCUCACACCCGCCCCCGCAAUUCGAGACAGCAGCCAGGCCGAACCAAUCAACGGGCAGCGCAACAGUUCUCGAUGGCGCGGCCCGUCUUACCAGCUUCCGCCUGACCGCGUUAACGGAGCUCGACGCUUUACAGGACCUGGUAGCAACGACGGUAGCAAUCGCCCCCCGCAAAAUGCUCCACGACAACCACGCCGAGGCAACUCACGCCCUAGUCGACGGUCCUCUGGGAGCCGUGAUAACAUCAUUGAGGACCAGGCGCGAGUCAACGGACGUCCAGAGCCGGCCCCAGGCAACGAUAAGUGA
Messenger RNA from Alternaria arbusti, 1095 nucleotides. RefSeq lists its product as uncharacterized. The record is from RefSeq and is a predicted model, not a curated record. NCBI's taxonomy places the organism in Eukaryota, Fungi, Ascomycota, Dothideomycetes, Pleosporales, Pleosporaceae. The coding region runs from base 1 to 1095 and encodes 364 amino acids. The transcript has 3 exons.